This is a messenger RNA of Magnolia sinica, 2784 nucleotides long. Its product is annotated as protein HLB1-like. Gene Ontology annotation, molecular function: protein binding. The transcript is spliced from 3 exons. Lineage: Eukaryota; Viridiplantae; Streptophyta; Magnoliopsida; Magnoliales; Magnoliaceae. The coding region runs from base 1204 to 2508 and encodes 434 amino acids. The record is from RefSeq and is a predicted model, not a curated record.
GAAACACUGAGAUUCUCCUUUCCAAUCUCUCUUCCCACGGAAACCCUCCCAAAUGGAAGCUCUCAUCUCCGAGAAUUUCUUCCGUUUCUCCCAUCUCCCCUACUCUCCUUCUCUCUCUCCCUUCAAUUUCAGACCCUUUUCCCAAAAUAACCCUCCCUUUCACCAUUUUCCCCGUAGAAAUCAGAGCAGGAACACAAAAUUCCCGAUUUUGAGCUCAAUAUCUGCUUCUCCCACUUCAAAUUCAUCGGAUUUUGGAGGAUGGGGCGACCUGGAUUCCUGCCAAGAACUCAAUCAAUCCGGUGAGCUCGAUGGGCUCUGUAGUUUUCUAAUCUCGUUAGGAUUCAACGACAAAAAAGCAUGUUUUCCUGUUUUUGGUAGGAUUUGUAUCUGCUCUGGCUAUUUCUAGAGUUAAAUUUUCUUCAGUUGCAGUUUUUCCUGCUUCUGUUUUGGUUUUCGUGGUCGGGUUUUCCAUAGGGUUCGUUCGUGGGGCCCGCGUUGACGGUGGCCGGGUCGAAUUUGAUGAGAAAAUGGGUAAUUUCAGCAAUCUUUUGCGUGAAUUAGAUGUGAAGUUGUCCGAAUUGAAGAAUGGGAUGGAAACUGCGAUCGAUUCGCAAAGUGUUGAAGUGGGUGAAAUCGAAAGAUACUGUGAAGUUGUCGAGUCCGUGAAGUUAAAGAUUGUGCCUGCAAGGAAUCUUGUGGAAGCUUCCAUUGAUGAUUAUCAGGAAUCUGUGAGCAGUAACGGGGUGUGGGGCCGGAAUGGCCAAAUGUGCUUUUUGCAUAACGUGAGGAGCUGCAACGGUGAGAAGUCAAGUAAGAAAAGAAAAGAGAUGGGUGGUGUUGGUUUUGAUUUUGUGAAAUUUCUUGUCGGAGGAUUGUUUCAGGAAAUUUCAAUUGGGUCGAAACCUCAGAAGUCGAAGGAUGGCAUCAAGCGAGGAUCUAUGGAACAGUUGAAUUUGAAUGAAAGUGAUCGAAUUGGUGGGGAUGCGAUGACUGGUAGUGUUUUAGCAGGUGGAAUUGAAGAAAAAAGCUUAAAUCCGGCGUCCGGCAUUAACAUAGAAAAUGCUAAGGCAGGUUCUUUUUAUCAAGAGUCCUUUGACAAUCCAAAUGUCUUUGGAAAUCAGCAACAACAGGAAGGUGGGCCGAACAAUAAUGGUGGAAUGUCUUCUUCUCCAAAGACUCAACCUUUACAAGUAGUGCAAUUAGAUGGGGCCAACUUUCAAAUUCAAGAAAACUGAAGUAUCAUCGGAGAUGGUGAGAAGAAAUCUGCCAGAGAUGCUACUUAACAAUGAAAAGAUUCUCGGCAAUGCCAAAUCAAUGUCUAUAAAUGGGAAGCAACCCAAAAGCUCUAGGCAACAGAGUUACAAUGAUGAUUUGUUUUCAUAUGAUGAUGAGCUUAGUCGUCUGAACGUAUUGCAGUUCCGAAAUGAGGGAGACGGAGUGUGUGAUCCAGCUGAUUUUGGUAGCAGUCGGAGACCAAAUGAGCUUGAUUCAUUAAGUACGGAAGCCAAGGCAUUGCCGCAACAAGAAGAGGUUCUUGAGGAAUGUGAUAGAGCUUACUUUCCCUCUCCUGGCCUAAAGAAUGGCAAGUAUACAGAUGAAAAACAGACUUACAGAUGUGAUUUGCAACAAGGAACAGUGAAAAGCAUGAGAUUAGAAGACCAACCCAUUUCAGAUAAUCGCUUAUCUGCCUUUGAUACGGAAGUAGGUAAGAUGCCAUUGUCUUCGACGAUAUCAGAUGAUGAGGAAUUUAAUAUGCAUAUGAAGAAGGCUACUGGCCUUCUAAAACAUGCUAGAGAGUGUUUGACGAGUCGGGUUGAUGAAGAAAAGGCAGAGAUCGUGCUGUACAAGUCUGCAAGCUUACUCUCUAAAGCGAUAGCUAUGAAGCCGAUGAGCUUACGGGCUGUUGGUCAGCUGGGGAACACAUUUCUUCUUCAUGGAGAACUUAAACUGAGAAUAAGUCGUGAGUUGAGAACUCUCCUAUCAAGAAGUGACUCAUCUGAUGAAAGAGGACCAAGAGUUCAACCUCCGGGAUCUAAAAAAGUCGUGAGCAAAGAUAAAGUAGCCUUGCUUCUCGUUGAUGCGUGUGAAGAAUGCGAACAACUCCUUGUCGAGGCAGGAAGAAGGUACCGCAUGGCCUUGUCAAUCGAUGGGAAUGACAUCAGAGCCCUCUAUAAUUGGGGCCUUGCACUGUCCUUCCGUGCUCAGUUGAUCGCAGAUAUUGGACCGGAAGCAGCAGUUGAUGCCGACCAGGUGUAUCUAGCGGCGAUUGACAAAUUCGAUGCUCUGAUGUCGAGAAGUAAUGCUUAUGCCCCAGAUGGACUGUUCAGAUGGGGCAUAGCACUGCAGCAACGAUCUCACCUACGGCCGAGUAGUAGUAAAGAGGAGAGGAAGCUGCUUCAUCAAGCAAAGAGGCUCUUUGAAGAUGCACUGCGGAUGGACUCUGAUAAUGUUGAAGUAAGAGAAGCUCUAUCGUCGUGUAUAUCAGAGCUAAACUAUAGGCAUUUAUAAUAAUCAUCUUCAAGCAAAGCUCUAUCUUCAUGUAUAUCAAAACCACACAAGUAAUUUUGCAACUAUUUAAUAAAAUCCCAAUCUAUUAUAGGAUCCUUCGAGAUAUUGGAGUACUCGAAGCCGGCUGCUUGGAUGUUCAAAUAAUGUAAGAUGAGGAAUCUCUUUCCAAGAGGGAGACAUGAGAUCCAGAUCUACUAGGAUUUUAAAUUCUAGAAUUGUUGUUAUUUAGAAUUUAUACUCAAUAAUACCGAUUGGGUAUCAUAGAUUCGUUGGGAA